Vanessa tameamea is the source of this 2351-nucleotide messenger RNA. It is a transcript of the gene ldbr, whose product is annotated as lariat debranching enzyme. The record is from RefSeq and is a predicted model, not a curated record. The transcript has 5 exons. Gene Ontology annotation, biological process: mRNA splicing, via spliceosome. Gene Ontology annotation, cellular component: nucleus. Gene Ontology annotation, molecular function: RNA lariat debranching enzyme activity. Lineage: Eukaryota; Metazoa; Arthropoda; Insecta; Lepidoptera; Nymphalidae. The coding region runs from base 97 to 1590 and encodes 497 amino acids.
ACAAUUAGAAUUAAACAAUAAGUAUAGGUGAAGCUGUUACAACUUAAAUAUAGGAAUAAAACUUUGUUAUUUACUUUCUAGUUACUAACAAAUAAAAUGAAGAUAGCUGUAGAAGGAUGUGCACAUGGCGAACUAGACAAAAUUUAUGAAUGUGUUGAAACAUUACAAGAAAGAGAAAAUAUAAAAAUUGACUUGUUAAUUUGUUGUGGAGAUUUUCAAUCAGUACGUAAUAAUGACGACCUCCGAGCUAUGGCUGUACCUGAAAAAUAUCAGAAUAUUUGUACUUUUUACAAAUAUUAUAGUGGCGAGAAAAUGGCACCUGUAUUAACAAUAUUUAUUGGAGGAAACCAUGAAGCAUCAAAUUAUUUACAAGAACUUCCUUAUGGAGGCUGGGUAGCACCAAAUAUUUACUAUUUGGGCAGGGCAGGAGUUGUCAGAUUUGGUAAUUUGAGAAUUGGUGGGCUCUCAGGAAUUUACAAAGGUCAUGACUAUUUGCAAGGGCUUUGGGAAUGUCCCCCUUAUACACAAAGUUCUCUGAGAUCAGUUUAUCACAUACGGGCUCUUGAUGUUUAUAGGUUGAGCCAAAUUAGAGAAAAAGUCCAAGUAAUGCUGUCACAUGAUUGGCCAAGAGGGAUAACUAGUUAUGGGGAUAAAAAUAAUCUUCUAAGAAGAAAACCCUUUCUGCGAGAAGAUAUUGAGUCAAAUCAAUUAGGUAGUCCACCAGCAGAGAAACUUCUUAACACAUUAAAGCCUCAAUAUUGGUUUGCUGCACAUUUACAUUGCCAAUUUGCAGCCCUUGUAAAACAUGAAAAUGAUGAAGAAACAAAGUUUUUAGCUUUAGAUAAAUGUUUGCCGAAGCGGAGACAUUUGCAAAUAUUAGAUUUGCCAUCGGAUUAUGAUGGUGAUAAACUUCUCAAAUACGAUGUGGAGUGGUUAGCCGUAUUAAAAAACACAAACCAUCUACUAUCAGUGAAAAAUAUUAAUUGUCACAUGCCAGGACCAGGUGGGAAUGAAAGGUAUGAUUUUACACCAACAUUUGAUGAAAAACAAGCCAUUGAAAAAACAUUUGAAAAAUUAACAAUCAGUAAUGACAUGUUCGUAAAAACGGCACCAAUUUACAAUCCUAGUACACCAAAACGUAUACCCACUGAGCCUAUAAAUAAUCCACAGACAUUAUAUCUGUGUGAAAAUCUAGGCAUAGAUGACCCCAUUCAGGUUGUAAUGGCUAGAUCUGGGAGAUCCAUGAAAACAAUAGUAGCAGAUAGCAAUAAUGUUGAAGUAGAAGUAACUCCAAUUAAAUGUGCAAAGCUCACUUUACCGGCGCCUGUAACUCCAAGUGAAAAUAAUAGUCAAGAAAUAUCACAAGAAAAUUCAGUUUUCACACCUGAAAACAGUUUUCUAUCUGAAAGUGGCAAUAAUACAUCAGAUUGUACAACUCCACCUAGUGCCACAAAAAAGAUUUUUAAAAGACGUAAUUUAGCCUUGUACACUCCUGAAGAAAAUGAGCAAGUUAGUGAAACAUCAAAAUCACCUAUGGAUUCAGGUAGCCCACGGUCGAGUAAACUUCCAUGUAGAUAUAAUGAAUUAUAAGAGUAAAUAAAUUUGUAGGUAUUCUAAUUUCUACUUAGAUCAAUUUAACAUAAGAAAUGAAAUAUAAAAAAUAAAUCUAUAUGAUAUACUAUAUAAUUUUUUACUCAAAUGUAUAAUGCAACAUAAUUGGAAACUAUCAAUAAUUUUAGAUAGGUAACAUAAACAAUAUUUUUUUCAUAUUUCAAAUUCUAAAAAAUAAUUGUAUAUGACUAACUAAUUUUAAAUAAGAUUAAAAUAACUUUAUGUUUGCAAGUUUUUCUUCCUUUUCAUGAGAAUUAUUUUUCCAACUAAUGGUCAUCCCAUGAUAGUGAGAUGUUACUCUUAAUAAAAGCGAUAAUAUUUUUUAUACCAUAAUUCUACUCAGAUGUUAAUAAAUAUAUCAUUAAGUAGAUAAUAGGAAAUAAUUUCUUUUAAAACUUUGGCAAUUGAUUGAGUGCAAUUUCUGAUAAUGAUUUAAUAUAAUACCAGAGACACAUCAUGACCUAUUUUAGUUAUGACUUUUAUUGGAUUGUAUGAUUUUCAAGCAUGGUACUUAUGAAAAAAAAAGUAUUUUAUGUACAGUAAUGUAUAUAUAAUAUUUUAACAUGUUUGAAUUUAACAAAAGCUUUAAUUAUUAUGCAUGAUAGGUUUUACUGCUCAAUUUAAAUAUAAGAAUGUUUCUUUACACUCUGUAUACUUUUAUUUUAAGUUCAAUAUAGACAACCAUUUUGUAAUCACAUUUUCUGUACAAAUUAAAACCAGGGAAAAUCAUGUUUUAUAUA